Messenger RNA from Daldinia loculata, 2245 nucleotides. RefSeq lists its product as uncharacterized. Bases 1 to 2103 code for a protein of 700 amino acids. The transcript has a single exon. The record is from RefSeq and is a predicted model, not a curated record. Lineage: Eukaryota; Fungi; Ascomycota; Sordariomycetes; Xylariales; Hypoxylaceae.
AUGGAUAGUGCAUCCGGUUCCCGUCCCUCAUCAUGGGCAAAUGUCGUGAAGAGCCGGCGUCAGAACGACACCUAUCAUGACACCGCUCCUCGCGAUUCUUCACCUGUAAAUACGAGGAUGACGUUCAAAGCCAAAGGCGACAACAAGAAGCAAAUCACCCGAUCAGACCAGAUCGAACAUCAAACGACGCCACCAAUCCAUUCCGCCAAAUCCUCGGUAUCUACUCCUUUUACCUUCAAAGGUCAAUACCUUCAGAAAGUACAAGCUGCAAAACAGCUAGUGAAUCAGAAGCCUGAGUUGAAACAGCAAGACACAGUUCCGGCCAGAGGCGUCCAAGAUAUGACUAACCUCAAUGUUGAACUCGCUUCCAUGAAAGCUACUAUCUCGACCUUGCAGGAGGAUCUGUCUCGCAAAAAUGGCGAUUUGAUUCAAGCAAAGGCGGCUCUAGCUGGAAAGGACUCACAGAUUGAAGAUCUCCAGAAUUCUGUUGCGAUGUUAAGGGAGAACAUUCGCUCUAUUACCGUCGCUACCCAGGCAGAUGAGGACUACUUGGCUGCUAAGGAUGAGUUAAUUGCGAAACUUGAGUGCGACAAUGCUGAAUUGCGAGACUCCAUCCAUACGGGAAUUAUCUCUAUUAGCCAAGUCUAUGGCCCUGGUAGUGAUCAAGCCUUUACCCGCAUGGCUACGAAGCAAACAGAACCUUCUGGGUCUACUAUGAUGGACUGUCCAAAUGACCGUCAGGAUGACCACAAAAGUUUUGUGCAGACACCGGAUUUACAACCAUCUUACUGCCCUCCGCAGGCAUUGAAGCAGACUGGUGGUGUGCCCCACGGCCGGCCUAUACACCCAGCAGGUGGUAGUCAGAAAUCCGAACCUCAGAAAGACAAUCAAUCUUCUAAACAGGCAUACCGGCCUUCUAAGGGCAAUCGUUCUGUCAAAGGAAUACAGCAGCCUGACACUACGACCCGCCAACCUAUGAGCCAGCUUGAUAAUCUUAUCACCGAUGUUAACCAUCCUAUCACGGACAACCAUCAUGUGAAGCUCGAUGAUCCCACUAAGAAUCCUGAGAAACUUGCUGAGUGCGUUAAAGAGCAAAUAGAGGAUCACCCGAAGCCGGUCAACAAUGCCCAGGAGGCUCACGAGAAUGGUCCUUCUAUCGAUUCCAAUCGAUCCACCGAUGCCAUUUGUAGCCCGACCCGAGAGGAAAUUAAUGCUACCUCAAAUUUCAAGACCCUGUCAGAACUUGAUCCUUCCAUCAUCAGACUUUCCCCCACCCCACCCUGUAGAAACAAAGCUGAUGGUAUGGUGCAUACUAUUACCCAGGAACAGUCGACUUCCGGUGUAGAGAAGCAUGAGAUAUGCGAUCCAAGCGAGGACCAGCAUCAAAGAGACGAAGAAGAGUCCAAGGCAGGAAAGGUUGACGGCAGGUACCGCUCCAAAGCAAUAAAUGAGUCGGUGGAUAUCAUGGAUGGCGCCACCUUAGCCAAGGUAGUAGAUGAACACCCCAAAACCGUGGAUCUUCCAGCCGAUAAGAAACCGAGCCAAUUUCGAACUCAGAUGAUUUUUUGGAAAAGCCGAAGCCCCGAGCUAGAAGAAAACCGUGCUACCACUUCUAGUAACGUGUCUUCGCCACAAAUCGAUUCGCCAGAACCCGCAGUCCUUCUUACCCGAGAAAAUGGAUAUACGCCGGAAAGCCAUAAAGAUAGUGCUGGAUGGGUGGACGUUACAGCUAAGAACAAGCUUAAUAGAAAUUCUAAGAGCAAGACUAAGAGCAAGCCGAAGAAUAGUCCUACACCCGCAGAGGAUGAGAAAUUGGAUACGGAGCAGAAACUUGCAAACAAGUCGGCCAAGCCGGUGCCCAGAGAGAAGGGUAUCCCAGCAAGUCUUCAGAAGCGCAGAGGUAAGAAGCGCCCCAGCGGCACAAUUAUCGGAUCAAAUUCAGUCUUCUCUCGCGCAGCCAAGGGACAGCAAAGUGAAGAUGAGGCCGGCAUCGAUGAGAGUUCCACCGACAGUAAGGAGCCGAAGAUCUGCACACCUGAAUCAUCCGGGCCUCUAAGCUGGGCCGAUGAAGUAGAGGAGGAAGAAGCACGACGUAAUUCUUGAUAAUAUCAGCAUUAUGUAUCUACUUAUGAGCGAUUGCUUCAAAGUAGCAUCUCGAGGAAAGUUCCAUGGACCAUGAUAGACUAAUUUCGGUGGAACUAUUGGUUUAAGGUUGGAUCGAGGGGCCAAUCUAAUUACUUUAGGC